This is a messenger RNA of Nematolebias whitei (Rio pearlfish), 1330 nucleotides long. RefSeq names its product tetraspanin 12 (gene tspan12). Bases 96 to 938 code for a protein of 280 amino acids. NCBI's taxonomy places the organism in Eukaryota, Metazoa, Chordata, Actinopteri, Cyprinodontiformes, Rivulidae. The record is from RefSeq and is a predicted model, not a curated record. The transcript has 7 exons. Gene Ontology annotation, cellular component: membrane.
GUGAUGACUGAUCUGGUCCUCAGCGGUUCUGAGGGACAGUAGGAACACCACUUUGGUACCAUCAUGAUGUCCUGGACCCAGGAGAUCUGGUCCGGAUGGCUCGGCAGGACGCAGUGAGGUGUCUGCGGUGCCUGCUUUUUGGACUCAACUUGAUGUUCUGGCUCAUGUCAGCGUGUGUCCUGGGAGUGGCGGCGAGGAUCCGAGACACUCUGAACAUGGUUCUGACUCUGACGGCCCACACCAGGCUGGAGGACGCCGCUGUCCUCACGUACCGCCCCGCCGUCCACCCCGUCAUCGUCACCGCCUGCUGUCUCCUCAUCGUGGUGGCCAUGUUGGGAUACUGCGGCGCGCUGCGGUGUAACCUGCAGCUGCUCACCUGGUACUUCAUCAGCCUGCUGGUGCUCUUCUGUGUGGAGUUAGCCGGAGCUGUGUGGACCUACGACCAGCCCCCAGUGCAGAAAGCUGACAUGAUCAGUCUGAAGUCUCGGAUGCCGAACUUCGGCCUGCAGCGAUAUCAGUGGCUCACACACACAUGGAACAGCUUCCAGUCUCAGUUUAAAUGCUGCGGUGUGAUCUACUUCACUGAUUGGCUGGAGAUGACAGAGAUGGAGUGGCCACCUGACUCCUGUUGCACCAACCAGUAUUCAGGCUGCGCUCGCCACGCCUCCUACCAUGACCUCAGCGACCUGCACCAGGAGGGCUGUGGUCCAAUAAUAUACCGUUUCAUCCGUGGGACAAAGCAGCUGCAGGCUCUGCGUUUCCUCGGCGUGUCCAUUGGCGUGGCUCAGAUCCUGGCCAUGGCCCUCACACUCACUUUGCUCUGGGCACUUUAUUAUGGACAGAAGUGUCCUGAGAUUGACUCACAGAGUCCUCCUGCUCUGCGGGACGAUGGUACGCAGGACACAGUGACCAUCAGGACUUCGGAUGCUGCAGAAUGAUUAAAAGUGAAACAAACUCAGGUUCUGUUGAGCUGAAAGAACUUCAGGUGGAGAUGGAGCAGUUUCAUGGAUCAGGAUCAACACUGAAAAUCAAACCUGUGAUUUAUUCUGGAAGUUCUGUUCACCGUUUCACUUAGAACAUCUGGAACCAAACAGCUGAAUGAGGAACUAAACUCCUGCAGAAGACACCAAGAAGAAAGCUACCUUCUUCAGUUGGUCUCUGAUGAACGUUCAUACUCAUUCUGUUGCUUUAUGUAGGUCAGACUCCAUUUAUGUUUUCUGUAAACAAAAGAAGAGCUCUGAUUUGUCAGAACAAAGAGCUCCGCCCACUGACCACAUCAGUUCUGUUAAAAUACAACAUUAAAGAAAAUUAUUCACUGGAUGGAAAAUAA